Molecule: messenger RNA, 606 nt
Organism: Aspergillus mulundensis
Lineage: Eukaryota; Fungi; Ascomycota; Eurotiomycetes; Eurotiales; Aspergillaceae
Exons: 3
Coding region: 1-606 (201 amino acids)
Source: RefSeq, a predicted model, not a curated record
AUGAUCAUGAAGUCGCUCCUUGUCCCGGCCCUCGCAUCCCUCGCUUGCGCGGAGAGCUCGGUGACCUCCAUGUUCCUGCCUGGCUUCGACCAGCUGAGUAUUGUCGCCUCAAUCGCGGGGAAUGACGCGACCGCCACCACGUACAGCAUGACCUGCCCGGCCCCGUACGACAACGAGGAGGACUGCGGCAUGGGCUCUGGUAUGACCGUUGUCAAGGCUGGCAGUGCCAUGACGUACCAGAUGGACGAGGGAGAGAACUACCACUUCACUGGCCAAUGUACCAUCGACGGAACCAUUGCUGCGUGCGCUCUCACCGCGUCCGGCUCAGGCGAGGGUCUUCCAGCGUCUCGGACCUACAGAACGUAUGCCAAAUAUAUGCCGGUGACCAUCACCGCCGGUUCCGUCACCGAUGCCGGAGCGACCUCGACGGCCGAGGCUUCAAGUACCGCUAGCCAGGCAUCAAAAACUGCGACCGAGAGCGCCAAAGAGACAACGGAGGCGACGGGCGCAGAAGCUACUCCUACCGGGGCUGCUUCUCAAGUGACAGGUGUCGCCGGUGUUAUGUUCGGGGGAGCCGCCGUGGCGUUGAUGGCGGCGGUACUAUAG